Messenger RNA from Drepanopeziza brunnea f. sp. 'multigermtubi' MB_m1, 1524 nucleotides. RefSeq lists its product as uncharacterized. The record is from RefSeq and is a predicted model, not a curated record. NCBI's taxonomy places the organism in Eukaryota, Fungi, Ascomycota, Leotiomycetes, Helotiales, Drepanopezizaceae. Gene Ontology annotation, molecular function: iron ion binding; oxidoreductase activity, acting on paired donors, with incorporation or reduction of molecular oxygen; monooxygenase activity.
AUGGAAAGUCUCAACGCCACCGCCACCGCCACCGCCGUUACCGUGCUGGGUAUCACAGCUUAUUUGUUUUGGGCCUGGCAUCGCUUGUCGCACGUCCCGGGUCCCUUUUGGGCAUCGAUCUCCAAAUAUUGGAUGGUCCGCCAGUCGUUGCACGGCCAGAUGCACCGCGCGCUGAAGGAGCUUACGGACCGAUAUGGCUCACUGGUGCGUAUCGGUCCCAAUGACCUGGUCACCGACGACCCCGACGUCCUAAGGCACAUGAUGGCUGCCCGGUCGGCCUACUCACGUGGUCCUUGGUACGAUGCCAUGCGAUUCGACCCGUCCCGUGAUAACCUCCUGUCCAUGCGGGACAACGAGAACCACCGCAAGUUGCGGAACCAGAUGGCGGCUGGGUACUCGGGCAAGGAGAAUGAAUCCAUGGAUGGAACCAUCGACCGCCAGAUCGCGAACCUGGUUCACCUGAUCGAGACCCGCUACGUGUCGAUAGGGCCCGACUAUCGACCCAUGGAUCUCGGCCAGAAGAGCCAGUUCUUCACGCUAGAUGUGAUCAGCGACCUGGCCUUCGGCGAAGCCUUCGGCUACCUGAAGCACGACGAGGAUGUGUUCGACUACAUCCAAAUUACGGAUCGCUAUAUCCCCGCGAUGCUGGUCAUGGCCAACCUGCCCUGGCUGGCCCGGCUCACCCACACGCGUCUGUUCCGGCAUGUGCUACCGAAAGAGAGCGACAAGUUGGGAUUCGGGGCAUUCAUCGGGGUGGCCAAGAAGGUCGUGCGCGAGCGCUUCCAACCCGGUGCGGAAUCCAAGCGAGACAUGAUGGCCUCGUUCAUGCGGCACGGCCUGACCCAAGACGAGCUCGCCGGUGAGUCCCUCCUCAAUGUCAUCGGCGGCAGUGACACCGUGGCCGCCACCAUCCGCGUGGUCAUGCUGCACCUCAUGAGCGUCCCGUCCAUCUACCGCCGACUGCAAGCCGAGAUGGACGACGCCAUCGCCGAAGGCCGCAUCUCGUCACCGAUCCACAACCGCGAGGCGAGACAGCUGCCGUACCUGCAGGCCGUCAUCCAGGAAGGGCUGCGCAUCAUGCCUCCCGCCACGGGCUUGUUCAGCAAACAGGUCCCCGCCGGUGGCGACGUCAUCAACGGCAUCUUCGUCCCGGGCGGGACGCAGAUCUCCUCGUGCGCCUUUGGGAUUCACCACUCGACGAAGAUCUUUGGUGGGGAUGCGGAUCUGUUCCGCCCGGAGCGGUGGUUGGAGGCCGAGGGAGACGUGUUGGCCCGGAUGCUGAGUACGGAGGAGCUGAUCUUUCACUCGGGUGGGUUCCAGUGCUUAGGGAAGCCGGUUGCGCUGAUGGAGCUGAACAAGAUCUUUGUCGAGCUACUCCGGCGCUUUGACUUUGGGAUUGUGAAUCCGAAUCGGCCGGCGGACAUAAAGAAUGCGGGCAUCUGGAUCAUCACGAACUUCUGGGUGCGGGUGACGAGAAGAAAUCUGGGGGGAAUUGGGGGGACUGGGGGGAGCGGAAGUGGGUGA